AUGUUUAGACAAGCCUUCCGUCAAGUUGCUAAACAAUCAUCUUCUGUUGUUAAGAGAACCUAUGCUACUGAAGCUGCCCCAUCUUCAGAUGCUUUGAAGUUAUCCUUGGCCUUGCCAUACCAAACCUUGUACAACGAAUCUGAAGUUCAACAAGUUAACUUGCCAUCUGUUAAUGGUGAUUUGGGUAUUUUGGCCAACCACAUUCCAAUUGUUGAACAAUUGAGACCAGGUUUAUUGGAAAUCAUCUCCAAGAACGGUGAUUCUGAACAAUACUUUGUCAGUGGUGGAUUUGCCAUGGUUCAACCAGGUAACAAAUUGACUAUCUCAGCCAUUGAAGCUUUUAAACCAGACCAAAUUGAUCUUUCUGCUGUCAAGAACUUGAUUGCCGAUGCUCAAAAGAGAGCUGAAUCUAGUGACGAAAAAGUUGCUGCUGAAGCCACCAUUGAAUUAGAAGUUUUAGAUGCUUUACAACACGUUGCUAAAUAA
Molecule: messenger RNA, 486 nt
Organism: Candida tropicalis MYA-3404
Lineage: Eukaryota; Fungi; Ascomycota; Pichiomycetes; Serinales; Debaryomycetaceae
Gene: ATP16
Product: F1F0 ATP synthase subunit delta
Exons: 1
Coding region: 1-486 (161 amino acids)
Biological process (GO): proton motive force-driven ATP synthesis
Molecular function (GO): proton-transporting ATP synthase activity, rotational mechanism
Source: RefSeq, a predicted model, not a curated record